AUGUCUGCGACUUCGCCCUCACCUACCGUCACACAUACAACUUAUUCGGGCGUGGGUAUAUCGCUCACGGCCCUCACUAGCAUCACUGUUGCUCUCCGAUGCUCCGUGAAUUACCGAACAUCGUAUCACAAGCUGGCCGCCGAUGAUUUCAUUAUUUUCGUUCAGGGAACACUGUGGUUCUCCAAGGCCCCCAUCGUCUUCCUCUACCUGAAGCUCUUUGGGUCAACCCCAGCAAGGCGACUUUUCCUGAAUACCAAAAAUGCGCAACUGCGAACACACUGGCCGGCGUCAUAUCCCUCCAACCGCGUCCAAUUAGCCGAAGGCGUAGCAUACAUUGUCUUAAAUUCUCCCUUUUCUGUGAUAUGUGGAAUCCCUUGGGGCGGCGCCGAUGCAGACUCCGGCGGAAGCGAAGAAUCAUCCCGGGAUUGCCUGCCUGAGCAGGACCAUACAGUCUUGAGCAUGGGGAAACAAUUCAGGAUCCCCGGAAAGCAUGACAUUGACCAUGUGCGCGCAAAGUCGCUCUCGAGGGUUUCGAAGUUGAGUCCGAGAUUGACAACGUAUUCGGAGAAGCCUGGCACCUGCAAAGACGGCUCACAGCCAUGA
Molecule: messenger RNA, 603 nt
Organism: Clonostachys rhizophaga
Lineage: Eukaryota; Fungi; Ascomycota; Sordariomycetes; Hypocreales; Bionectriaceae
Source: the annotation of a GenBank genome assembly